Messenger RNA from Nyctereutes procyonoides (raccoon dog), 2611 nucleotides. It is a transcript of the gene TAF9B, whose product is annotated as TATA-box binding protein associated factor 9b. The record is from RefSeq and is a predicted model, not a curated record. Gene Ontology annotation, cellular component: transcription factor TFIID complex. The transcript has 7 exons. Gene Ontology annotation, molecular function: RNA polymerase II general transcription initiation factor activity; protein heterodimerization activity. Gene Ontology annotation, biological process: DNA-templated transcription initiation. Lineage: Eukaryota; Metazoa; Chordata; Mammalia; Carnivora; Canidae. The coding region runs from base 39 to 803 and encodes 254 amino acids.
GCUGCCCUCUCUCCCCGGAUGACGGGUGGCAGGAUAACAUGGAGUCGGGCAAGAUGGCGCCUCCCAAGAACGCUCCGAGAGAUGCCUUGGUGAUGGCACAAAUCCUGAAGGAUAUGGGAAUUACGGAGUAUGAACCAAGGGUUAUAAAUCAAAUGUUGGAAUUUGCUUUCCGAUAUGUGACUACAAUUCUGGAUGAUGCAAAAAUUUAUUCAAGUCAUGCUAAGAAACCUAAUGUUGAUGCAGAUGAUGUAAGGCUGGCAAUCCAGUGUCGUGCUGAUCAAUCUUUUACUUCUCCUCCCCCAAGAGAUUUUUUACUAGAUAUUGCAAGGCAGAAAAAUCAAACCCCUUUACCACUGAUUAAGCCAUAUGCAGGACCCAGACUGCCACCUGACAGAUACUGCUUAACAGCUCCAAACUAUAGACUGAAGUCCUUAAUUAAAAAGGGACCUAACCAAGGAAGACUAGUUCCACGGUUAAGUGUUGGUGCUAUUAGUAGUAGACCUUCCACUCCUACUGUAGCAACCCCACAAACAGCAUCUGUCCCAAACAAAGUUGCACCUCCAGUGUCAGUGACAAGCCAAAGAUUUACCGUGCAGAUUCCGCCUUCUCAGUCUACACCUGUCAAAUCAGUUCCUGCAACAACUGCAGUUCAAAAUGUUCUGAUUAAUCCUUCAAUAAUUGGGCCCAAAAAUAUUCUCAUUACCACCAACAUGGUUUCAUCACAGAACAUGGCCAAUGAAUCAAACCCAUUGAAGAGAAAACACGAAGAUGAUGAUGAUGAUGAUGAUAAUGACACUAUGUAAAGAAUACAAUCAAGAUGUAUUUCAAAUGUUGGUUUGGAGCCCAUUAUACUAAACUAGAAUAUUCUAUCUUCUCAAGUUUUAUCUUAGAAAACUUAAAAGUAGCUGCAGUAUUUUUCAUAUUAGCUUAAACUGUUAGAUUUCUCUUUUUUAAACUGUUAGAUAUCUUAAGUAAGCAUACCAAUGCUUUUUCAUUAGGCUUCAAGUAAAGAAGUAUUUGUUUCUUAAUAUUUUGAUUAAUGUUGAAUUCUAUAACAAUUUUAUAUUUGGAAGCAGUUUUCUGCCAUGUAUUAUCACGGACAGUAGCACUCAAGUGUCAGCUUCUACAGCCUUAUCAGUGGACAUUAGUACAGCAUAAUUUCUAAUUUACAUUUAAAUACUUUUGUAAGGUAAAAUAGUCACAAUUUUGGUUUUCACCAACUUUUUUGACCAAAUCUCUAAAUUUAGGAAAUAUUUUUUGGAAAGGAUAGAUUUAAAGGGAUUCUAAAUUCAUUUUGAGUGUAUUUGUUUCUUGGUAUUCCCUAACUUCCCACCUCCUCAACCCAGUUUCUAGAUCCCAUUCAUUUCUGUAUCACCUCUUCCCCAUAGGCCUAAGUUUCUACCAAUACUCUUAGAAGGCCAAAACUUGAACUUAAAAAGUGUAAUUCCUAAUAGUACAGAGUUCAGUGUCAUUUUCCUAUUUUUAAAACCUGCUUUACAUGCCUAAAGGUUUGCUUUGCUGUUUUUCUCUCCAUAUUAGAGCAGUUGAGUUUUAUCCAUUGCCUUUUAUGCUGUUUGGGCUUUCCUCUGCUUUUAACAGGUAGUUUUGGGUCAGUUAGUUUGUCUUAUAUUGCAAAUGGAUAACACCACAUAUUUCAUAUUUCUAAUGUUAACAGAGAUGCCAUAGCUUAAAAUCUGCCUUGAAAAGUAUAUUUACACUGGACCUAGGCAGAAACCACUAAAGAGCAAGUGUUUUUUUCCUACCAUACAUACAUGCUAUGUUCACUACUGCUUGAACUCUUCUAUUGAUAUAAUUCAUUUUUCUAGCUUGUUGCUGAGGAUAUCAUACAUGAGAUGGCAUCAGACCUGAAAAUCCUCUAGAAGGCCAACAACAAAAUCAAAUCAGUGUAAUGUGACCUGCAUUUAGGUGUACUAUGCAUAGGUUUCCUGGUAAUGUUGCUAAACACCUUUCAUUAUUUUCCACUUAUACACAUGUAAGCAUCUUAGGGGAAAACAUUGCAAAGCUUUCAAAAAUAUAAAUAGGCUUGUUGUUUUUAAGUAAGUUUGACAUAUUCAAUAUAGGAAUACUUUUGCAGUUUUCUAAAAUAAAUUUUCAUAUAUCAUAAUUUAGAACUUACAGCCAAGGAUCCUCAAACUUAAAGCACAAAGUUUCAUGUUAGGAUGGUGCUUGAUACAUUGAAGAGAAAUAGUCCAGUGACAGAGAAGACCUGUCUUAUCACAGUUUGAGUGUUUUUAGAUACUAGGAAAAAGGUGGUAUCAAACUUAUAAAAACAGGUCCAAUCAUGAUAGGAGAAAGAUGUUCAUUAUAUAGCAUAGGAUUAUCAUUACUUGAAUGUUCUCAGGGAAGCAGCAUGUCAAAAAGCCUAGGUUCUAGUCCUGGCUCCAUCAAUUACCAACUAUGUGACCUUACUUCACCUCUGAACCUAGUUCUCAGUAAUAGAAAAAUAACACCAACCCUGCCUACCUCACAGGGAUGUUGUGAGGGUUUAAUUGGUAUAUGAGAAAAUUCUGUCAAAAUUGUAAAAUGGUUUAUAACACCAAGAAAGUGUUAAUGUAUUUGUUCUAAGAUUAUUAAUAAAAAAUUGAACUUA